AUACAAUAGAUUAUUUAGUCAAAAAGGCUCAAUUGAAAUGCAACAUGAUGCUCAAAAUGAAUCAACAAUAGACAUUAAACACGAACCUAUAGCGGAUAUUCAUUAUAACAAUCAAAGUGAAUCAAUAAUAGAUAUUAAACAUGAAUCUACAACGGAUAUUCAACAUAAUAAUCAAAGUGAAUCAAUAAUAGACAAUAAAUACCAAUCUACAACGGACAUUGAACAUAACAACCAAAGUGAAUUAAUAAUAGACAUUAAACACGAACCUACAAUGGAUAUUCAAAGUAAAUCAAUAACGGAUAUUCAGCAUGAAUCUACAGCAGAUAUACAUGAUGUGAUAAUUCCUAGUGAACGAACACUUGUCAUGAAAAAUAGCAGUCAAAGAAGAUGGCCGACGUGUCGGAGGAAGUGCCGAUCAAGGAUGCCGCGACAGCAAUCUCUCAGGGUAAACGCCACCUCCUGGUACGCGAUUAUCAUCUCGCAGUAACCGUCUUAGCUCGUGCGUGCGAGCUUCUUGCUCAGGAGCAUGGAGAGACCGGCGACGAGAUGGGUGAACUCUACCUACUUUACGGACGAGCUCUUUUGGGUCUGGCACGUGAAGAGGCGGGAGUAUUAGGCGGUGGUGUACCUGGAUCCGAAGAAGUCAGUCAGGAUGAGCAAGGUGAAGAUGAGGAGGAGGAAAAUGAGGAGGGAGCUGUAACCGAAGGCAAUCAUACGGAAAGUAGCUCUUGCACAUCAAACGGCAAAGAGGAUGAUAAGCAAGAGACAAAGGAUGAGGAGAAAGAGGAUGAAGAGCCAAAGGACUUAAAAGACACGAAAGUUGAAGAAUCUGAAGAACUCGAAAAGGAUGAAAAGAAGGAAGAGUUUAAUAAAACGGUGGAUAAUAAGAUUGGAGAACAGAACAAGCAAAGAGAAGAAAUUCCUGGCUGUAGUCGAGAUUUUGACUUGCAUAAUGGCGAAGCUUCUGGUAGUGGCAUGAACAGAAAAAAAGAAGACGAGGAUGAAGAGGCGGAAGAAGAGGAUGUUGAAAAGGAAAAUGACGAGGACGAAAUCAACAAUCUACAGAUUGCAUGGGAAGUCUUAGAACUAGCGAAAUUGGUGCUAGUAAAACGUGGACCUCCAGGCUGGAAGUUUUUGGCUGAGGCUUACCGUCUUCUGGGCGAGGUUGCGAUGGAGGGUAGCAAUCAUGAGAGUGCGCUGAUCGAUUUCAAGGCCUGUUUGAAUCUUCUGGAGAAAAUGAUUCCACGUGACCAUCGUGCGAUCGCCGAGAUCCAUUAUCAGCUCGGGUUGGCGCACGCGAUGGCAAACAACUUUGACAUUAGCAUUGAACAAUUCAACCAGGCGUCUGCGCUGUUGGAAGCAAAGAUUGUGCAUUUGAAGACUUUGCAAGAUGAUCCACCCCAAUCUGAUGAUCCAUUCUAUACCAUUGAAGGGGAGAUCAAGGAGCUGCAGGAACUUGUUCCAGAGAUUCAAGAAAAAAUCGCAGACAUCAAUGAUCUGAAGAAAGAAGCUAAUGUGCUCAAAGAGAUUAAGGAAGAGAGACUGAAUGGAUGUUCUAGUGAUGGUGAAACGAAUGAGGCUUCUGGAAGUGGUAGUAGUAAGUCGAAACCUGCCAGCGAUAUAUCGCAUCUGGUAAGGAAAAAGCGCAAAGCAGAGGACGAAGAGGAGACUGCUUCUCUUUGCAAGAAACCGAUGCAGGAAAAGGACAUAGCGUGAAAAGUGCGAGUAUCUGUUUUUUUAUGAUAA
Trachymyrmex cornetzi is the source of this 1746-nucleotide messenger RNA. RefSeq names its product Nuclear autoantigenic sperm protein (gene Nasp). The coding region runs from base 388 to 1716 and encodes 442 amino acids. Gene Ontology annotation, cellular component: nucleoplasm. NCBI's taxonomy places the organism in Eukaryota, Metazoa, Arthropoda, Insecta, Hymenoptera, Formicidae. Gene Ontology annotation, molecular function: histone binding. The transcript has 3 exons. The record is from RefSeq and is a predicted model, not a curated record. Gene Ontology annotation, biological process: DNA replication-dependent chromatin assembly; CENP-A containing chromatin assembly.